Messenger RNA from Oreochromis aureus, 4384 nucleotides. RefSeq names its product guanine nucleotide binding protein (G protein), alpha z polypeptide (gene gnaz). The record is from RefSeq and is a predicted model, not a curated record. The transcript has 4 exons. NCBI's taxonomy places the organism in Eukaryota, Metazoa, Chordata, Actinopteri, Cichliformes, Cichlidae. Gene Ontology annotation, cellular component: heterotrimeric G-protein complex. Gene Ontology annotation, biological process: adenylate cyclase-modulating G protein-coupled receptor signaling pathway. The coding region runs from base 1649 to 2716 and encodes 355 amino acids. Gene Ontology annotation, molecular function: G protein-coupled receptor binding; GTP binding; GTPase activity.
ACUAGAGAAUUUAAAAGCUGAUCACAACAACUCAGUAGGGGACCCUGUAAUAGUGAUGCAAGAAAACUAGAAGGUAUCUCAUCAUCCUGUGCAGCGAGGAUUGGUAUGGUAAACCAACUGAAACAUUGAGGACUGACAAAUCAUUGUAACUGGGACAUGGCAGAAGAAACAGAAGUAGGGUUAAACUGUGGAGGACAAGAACUUGACUGAAAGGUUGGUGGUUUAAUUACCGAGUACUGAUCAGGUUGCCUUUGUAUUUGGGCAACUGCUGGUUAUUUGCUUACAGAGGAUUUGAUAUCUCCAGAUCCAGAUUUGGAUAUCUGAAGAAACAAUGAGAAUGGGGAGUGGAUGAGUUAAUCAUAAACCAGCUUCCUUCAUUGUUGCUUAAAGCUCCUUCAUAAUUAUAAUAAUUAGUAAGCAGAGGAUCAGAGUGUGGAUCUUGUUGGCUUUGCUAGUCUUGUUUAUUAUCCUGCAGCCAUUGUGUGUCUGUGUCAAUAUGCUGACAUACUGUUUGGCUCUCUGUUUCACAUGCAGCACCUUUAGCUCCAGAAUGCCAAACGUUCAGUCAAGUUCUUGUCUGCCACAGGUUAGCCAUCACCCUACUUCCGUUUCCUCUGCCAUGUUCCAGUUACAAUGGUUUGUCAGUCCUCGAUGCUUGGAAGUACCAUUUUAAUUUGGGCGUUCAAGUGAAAGGACUGCUGUAGAGAAUACAGACAUCAAUGACUUUCCAGGGUUUAAGGUUUAUUUUGUUUUUAGAAGGUUAGACAUUAACUUGAAAAAAAAAUUAUUCAGUAAACUCAAGAGAAGACCAAAACAAGCUCCCCUUCGCUGCUGCGCCAUGUGAGAGCGGAAGGAAGUGCAGUCGUCUUAAAAUGUGUACCAGGUGAGUUAACCAACGAACGUAGAAAAAAGCAGGAGCCAAUCAGCGAUGGGAAAACAAGGACAGGAAGUGAGUUGCAAACUAGAUGAGCCAUGUUCAGAUGUAAACAGCCAGUAUGAAGCUGGUGUGGGAACGUUCAUUCACCAUCUGCAGAGCAUUCACAUUCAUCGAGCAGAUUUGGAGGCCUUCAGUUGACUGGGAGAUAUCUCACCACAGGAAGACCAAGCAAAACAGGCCAAAGAUAAAACUUUGGUGGAUGAUUUCAGAGGCUGAAGAAGGGCAAAACACUGCAAGAGCCAUGUGGGAAGAUAGUGAAAGGGGUUUGCUGUUUGCUCGCAUCAAGCCGAAACACUUUCUCUACUGACAUAUACUGAACGUUCUCGAACCUUCCUCCAGAACAUUUCCUCAGGGGGAGCCCCUGCUAUGAACCCCAGCUCGAUUGGCUUCAGUAGGCAGUCAGACCUCAGAGCCAGCCACUGUGUGGGCAUCCCACAAGUCUGGGUUCUGCCCACACAGAACUCACAGACUGCCCCUGAACAAAAAGCAUGAAACACUCCUGAGUCACUCGUCAGUGUGGUAGCUUUCCUAUCUUGUCCUCAACUGGUCUAUUGUGAAAUAUCUUCUUUCUCUAUCUCUGAAGGCUCAUACACGCAAAACCCCGUCUUCAAUCCUUCUACCACCACAUAUUCAAUCACCACUUCAUUACUAUUUGCUUCCCCAUUAAGUAGCAGCACGAGUUCCUUUGGGUUUACCACGUGGUGGAGGACCAUGGGAUGCCGUCAGAGCUCGGAGGAGAAGGAAGCGGCGCGGCGCUCGCGGCGGAUCGACCGCCACUUGCGCUCAGAGAGUCAGCGGCAGCGGCGUGAGAUCAAACUGUUGUUGCUGGGCACCAGCAACUCUGGCAAGAGCACCAUAGUCAAACAGAUGAAAAUCAUCCACAGUGGAGGCUUCAACCUGGAAGCCUGCAAGGAGUACAAGCCACUCAUCUUGUACAAUGCCAUCGACUCUCUCACCCGCAUCAUCCGUGCUCUCAGCACUCUUAAAAUUGACUUUCACAAUCCUGACCGCGCCUAUGAUGCUGUGCAGCUCUUUGCCCUCACAGGGCCAGCUGAGAGCAAGGGGGAGAUUACUCCAGAGCUGCUAGGGGUAAUGAAACGUCUGUGGGCAGACUCAGGGGUCCAGGAGUGCUUUCAACGAUCCAAUGAAUACCACUUAGAGGACAACACUGCCUACUACCUAAAUGACCUGGACCGCAUUUCUGCACCCGAGUACAUCCCCACUGUCGAGGACAUCCUACGAUCCCGUGACAUGACCACUGGGAUUGUGGAGAACAAGUUCACCUUCAAGGAGCUCACCUUCAAGAUGGUAGACGUGGGCGGACAGCGUUCGGAGAGAAAGAAGUGGAUUCAUUGCUUCGAGGGCGUGACAGCAAUCAUUUUCUGUGUUGAGCUAAGCGGCUAUGACCUCAAACUCUACGAGGACAACCAGACGAGCCGUAUGGCCGAGAGCUUGCGUCUGUUCGACUCCAUCUGCAACAACAACUGGUUCACUAACACGUCGCUCAUCCUCUUCCUCAACAAGAAGGACCUGUUGGCUGAGAAGAUAAAACGCAUUCCCCUGACAGUGUGCUUCCCCGAUUACAAAGGUCAAAACACCUACGAGGAGGCAGCUGUCUAUGUGCAACGGCAGUUCGAGGACCUCAACCGCAACAAGGAGACCAAGGAGAUCUAUUCGCACUUCACCUGUGCCACCGACACCAGCAACAUCCAGUUCGUGUUUGAUGCUGUCACGGACGUGAUCAUCCAGAACAAUCUGAAAUACAUUGGGCUAUGCUAGGACCUGACACGGGUGGGGUGGGGUGGUGGUAGGGGGUGAAAAGCGGGCUGCCGUUAGCCUGCGGUGAGGCUGGAUAAACAAAGGCAUGUUAGCCUGCCUGGCAGUUUAUCUCUUUGAAGAGGGGGCAACAGAGGACUGGAAAGGAAAUGAGUUAGUAAGACAGUGAGGGAUGGACAAUACUGUAGAUUCAAGUGUUUCAAUGGAAACAACAGAGCUGAUGGUCCAUGGUUGAGGUGGGAUUUCUACCCUACAUGUUUGCACUGAAUAUGAGUAUGCAGAGACACCCAAACACAUGCACACCAACACGCAUCCUUAUAGUUUGCUCACACGUGCGAUCUUCAGUCAGACACUGGUUUGACAAGGCAACACUGGAAAAUUUUUAGACAGCUGCCCCCAACUGCCUGUCAAACCUGAAACCUGUAAUGGCGGUUUCCAAUUACCGUUGUCUCCUUUGUUUCAUUUGCCUGAGUCAGUUAAUGCUGCUUUAUUGAAAAUAAUUUCUGCAGAAUCAAUGCUCUCUUUCAGCUUUUCACCCAAACAAUAGUAAACGGCGAGGGCACCUGAGGAGACACAGAUAUAGAGACAGAGAGAGAGCCUGUAUUUCUGGGGAAAUAGAAGUCAGUAAACAUGACGUCACAGGUUUUCUGCCUAAAAGAGGAAACUGCCACAGUCUAAAGUCGAAGUGAAAUAUGUUUUCUACGCACCAUUUCUGUUCUUUCCUUAUCAGCUGUCUGUUGUUGUUCUUUUCCUCUCUUUCUUUUAUCUUUUUGUGCUUUAAAAAAAAAAGAAAAAAAGAACAUGUCUCUCAAACCAGCUUUUACAGCAGGUCCCUGACUUAUAAUACCAGGAGUAUGUUACGCUCGGAAGAGUCAAAAGUAUUUUUCAUUACCGUUUCCAGCAAGAGACAAAAAAAAGCAGUGCCAAGAUCAGUUUGUAAAUAAAUCUGGAUCCCGUCCUUUAUCUUAAUUUUUUUUUUCUUUUUUUGGUUUAGUUUUUAUGGACGAAGACAUUAAAUCAUGCAUGAUUUUGUUACUUUGGGAUACUAAUAUAUUUUCUUUGGGAUUAUGUUCCUCUUUUCCUAGGUUCUAAAUAAUAUAUUCCCAAAAAUAUAUAUUAAAGUCAAACACUGUGUACGAUUGUACAGUUGUCAGAGAGGAAUCUAUUGAAAAGAGUUAUAUAAAUAUUAUAACGAUGAUCAGAAUUUUUAUGGCGACAAUGCUAACGGCGAUGAUGAAUAUACUGGUGAUGAAGAUAACCUCACUACAGAAGCUUGGGGGUGGAAGGGGAGACUGUAGAAGAACCUGAAAAGAAAGAAGCAAACUUUCAAAGUUCAAUCGUCCUUGCAUUAUCUAAAUGGAAAUUGUUAAACCAGUCAGUCAGUAUGAUGUGUAAAUAUACUGUAAGGUACACUCUUUGUUCAAACAACAUGAAAAAUAACGGUUGAGUUGGGAUGCUGGGAGUGUGAUAAAGAGAGAGUGAGAGACAGAGGAGGAAGAUCCCACUCCACUCCUCCUCUUACCCUUUCUUUUUUUAGUUCAGAGAACAACUCAGCCAAGGGCUUGACUUUACGGGAUGUCCACUUCAACAACAGACUAAAACGAUGAAACAAACAAACAAAAAAAAGACGUAUAAAAGGACAAUAACUAUUAAUAAAACAACUUAUGCAAA